AUGGGCCUUGAAAUCAACGUGGAUAAAACAAAAAUUAUGUUAUUUAAAGAAAAAGACGAACCCAUGAUGACUCACAUUCGUCAAAAACGUGUAAUUAGGCUAGAUAAGGAUGGACGUGACGACGGUCGGCAAAUAUCGCUUGAAAACGCUCCCUACAUUGUUAAUAUUCAAAAAAAUAAUAUUACUGCCUGCGCUGGUACUAUAUUAUCCGCCGUAUUUGUCUUAGUUCUUCGUUCUUGUGUUUACUCAUUUCCAUUGUAUUCGGGAAGAUACAGUGCGUACACCAUUUUAUCUGGUUCAGCGUCAAGAGACAGCGGAAGUCCUCAUACUAUUAGAAGACGUAUUAAAGUCGAACCCAAUAAACAACUAGCCUUGAUUGAAAUUUCUCCACAUUUCAACUUUGAGGAAUGCCCUAAUAGGGCAAUUAGUCUCUUUCUUGGAGAUCUUCCCCAAUUCCCUGGUACUGCGUUUGGUAUUUUUAGUGGUUGGGGAUGCACUCGGUCUGGAUCUUCAUCACACAGACGUGUAUAUCCUGCGGAAUUAAUGCAGGUCCGUCUACCGAUAAUUCCAUUAGCAGAGUGUAUGCGUAUUUACUGGGGACGCAUAAGAAUUACAGAUGAAAAUAUUUGUACUCUGGAUGAAACUAAAAGAAGAGGUACUUGUUAUAAUGAUGAAGGAGGCCCCCUAGCGGUCAUGUUUCCUCCACUAGAGGAGCCUCGCUUGCUUGGAGUAUCGCAUUUUAGAGGAAAAAAACUGGGACAUGAUCCCGAUGUUUUCAUUAAUCUUAAUCACGAGGAGAUCAAUCAUUGA
Molecule: messenger RNA, 810 nt
Organism: Belonocnema kinseyi
Lineage: Eukaryota; Metazoa; Arthropoda; Insecta; Hymenoptera; Cynipidae
Product: trypsin-like
Exons: 4
Coding region: 1-810 (269 amino acids)
Biological process (GO): proteolysis
Molecular function (GO): serine-type endopeptidase activity
Source: RefSeq, a predicted model, not a curated record